GCCGGCGCGGCGGGCGGUGCCGAGACAUGCGCUGUGCCGCCCGGCGCGGCCCCGGCUGGGCGCACGGCUCGGUGCGGCUCGGCGCGGCUCGGUGCGGGAGGCAGCCCCGCAACCGGGGGGGGAACCGGGAGGAACCGGGCGGAACCGGGCAGGUGCUGGGCUCGGCGGUGCCCAGAACCAGCCUCGAUGGCCUGAUGUGUGCCCUAGAUGCCUGCGGCUGCGGCCCCGUGGCGCCUCGCCGAUGGUGCCGCGUCCCUCCACCAUGCGCGAUGAGCAGCGGCUGCCCGGCAAUGCGGUAGCCUGGCUGGCGUGCGCCGGGGUCUCGCUGCUCGCCAACGCCUGGGGCAUCCUCAGCAUCAGCGCCAAGCAGAAGAAGUGGAAGCCGCUGGAGUUCCUGCUCUGCUCCCUGGCGGGCACCCACAUCCUCAACACCGCCAUCCCCAUCACCACGUACGCCGUGGUGCAGCUCCGGCGGCGGCGCUCAGGCUACGAGUGGAACGAGGGCCUCUGCAAGGUCUUCGUCUCCACCUUCUACACCCUCACGCUGGUCACCUGCUUCUCCGUCACCUCCCUCUCCUACCACCGCAUGUGGAUGGUCCGCUGGCCCGUCAACUACAGGCUGAGCAACACCAGGAAGCAAGCGGUUCACACUGUGAUGGGGAUCUGGAUGGUCUCCUUCAUCCUCUCCACGCUGCCGGCUGUGGGGUGGCACGACACCACCGAGCGCUUCUACGCCAGGGACUGCCGCUUUGUCGUGACGGAGAUCGGCCUGGGCUUCGGCGUCUGCUUCCUGCUCCUCAUCGGGGGCAGCAUGGCUGUGGGCGCCGUCUGCAUCGCCAUCGCCCUCUUCCACACCCUCUGGGGACGGCGCGGCCCCGACGCCAGCAAGAACCGCUUCCACGUGCCCACCAUCGUGGUGGAGGACGCCCAGGGCAAGCGGCGCUCCUCCAUCGACGGCUCCGAGCCCAUCAAGACCUCCCUGCAGAUCACCUACCUGGUCACCGUCAUCGUCCUCAUCUACGACGUCCUGAUGGGCUUCCCGGUGCUGGUGGUGAGCGCCGCCAGCCUGCGCUCGGACGCCUCCUCUGACUGGAUGGUGCUGUGCCUCAUCUGGUGCUCGCUGGCGCAGUCCCUGCUCCUGCCCCUCUUCCUCUGGGCCUGUGACCGCUACCGUGCCGACCCGCGCGCCGUCUGCGAGAAGUGCCGCGCCGUCCUGGCCAGCGACGACGGGGACGAAGAAAGCAGCCUGGAGGGCGCCGUGGCUGGCGAGCUGGUGUACGACCGCCCCUACGAGUACGGCUGCGCGGCCGAGGUCCUGGCGCUGGACCCCGUCGCCACGCGGGACUUCUCGGUGCUGGAGCGGGGCCUGCCCCCGGUGAGCCCCGCCAGGACGGAGCCGGGGGACCGCAUGCAGUACCUGCAGGUGCCCCCGCUGCGGCGGUUCUCCCACGACGAGACGGACCUGUGGACCAGCAGCCAGGUCGCAGCCUACCUGCAGCGCUGGGGGGCCGGCGGGGAGGCGGCAGGGCUGGCACGGCUCCUGGCCCCCCGCCGCGACCGGCCCCGCCACGGCUUCGUCCCCUGCCCCGAGGAGCAGCUCGCGUACCGCCGCCGGCGCCGCUCUGCCGACAGCCUGGUCUCCCCACUGCACGUCCCUGGAGAGGGGCUGCACCUCGCCGACCUCCGCGGCCUCGGUGGCGAGGAAGGGGCCACCGGGAGCCCGGGGCGCUCGGCCUCGGUGGCCCUGCUGCCUGUGGCCGUGCCACACCAGUCCAGCCUGCUGGCCACCUUCCCACUGGCCGCUCUCCAGCACGAGCCCCGGGCACUGCCGGGCCCACCGGGUGCCCUCGCCGUCCCCGGGCCGCGGCUGGCCCCCGAGGACCCGGCACGGCUCUUCGCCCCGCGGCCCGCCGAGCGCUGCGGGGGCCGGGUGCUGCGGCCAGGCCUCGGGGACGGCGGCCGGGGCAGCAGCAGCAGCCUCCUCAGCUCGCCGUCGGCUUCCUCGGGGUACGUCACGUUCCUCUCGGGGUCCAUCGGAUCGGCCUCGUAGGGCCGGGAUGGGACAGGACGGGACGGGACGGCCGUAACCGGACAGAAUGGACUGGGCGUUACGGCACAGAACGGGACUGAGCAGCACGGGACGGAAUGGGCCGGGCUGUGCGUUAUGGGCUGUGCGUUACAGGACAGAACGGGCCAUGCCGUGCAUUACGGGCUGUGCGUUACGGGAUGGAACGGGCCGAGCCGUGCGUUAUGGGACAGAAUGGGCUGAGCUGUGUGUUAUGGGCUGUAUAUUAUGGACAGCAGGGGCUGUGCAUUACAGGCUGUGUAUUAUGGGAUGGCACAGGCCGAGCUGUGCGUUACGGGCUGUGCAUUAUGGACAGAACGGGCUGUGCAUUACAGGAUGUGUAUUAUGGGAUGGCACAGGCCGAGCUGUGCGUUACGGGCUGUGCAUUAUGGACAGAACGGGCUGUGCAUUACAGGCUGUGUAUUAUGGGAUGGCACAGGCCGAGCUGUGCGUUACGGGCCGUGCAUUAUAGGACAGAAUGGGCUGGGCUGUGCCGUGCGUUACGGUGCGGCCCAGGCACAGCCCGCUGCAGGCAGGUCCCGAGGGCCUCCCCGGGCCGCUCCCCGCUCCACACCCAGCUCUACUUGAGGCUAUUUUUUAACUUUUAUUUUCCAAUUUUCAAUAAAAAACCCACUCGCAGCA
Messenger RNA from Anas platyrhynchos (mallard), 2707 nucleotides. RefSeq names its product G protein-coupled receptor 153 (gene GPR153). The record is from RefSeq and is a predicted model, not a curated record. Gene Ontology annotation, cellular component: membrane. Gene Ontology annotation, biological process: G protein-coupled receptor signaling pathway. Gene Ontology annotation, molecular function: G protein-coupled receptor activity. NCBI's taxonomy places the organism in Eukaryota, Metazoa, Chordata, Aves, Anseriformes, Anatidae.